GGAGCCGGGGAAGCGGCAAAGGACGCGAGGACCGCUCGGUGCCAGGAGGGCAGCUGGUCGAGUCCGGGCCGCCUGGAGCGGUGGGGAGAGGACCGCGAGACGCCGCUCCGCCCGCGCGCUCUGCCGCGCUCGCCCACCCGGCUCCCCCGCCGCCUUGCCAGCGCGCAGGGCGCGGCCGCUGCUCAGAGCGUCGUCCGCGCCCUCCGGGGCCGAGAGCCCCCGUCGUCCCCGUGCGCGUCACCAUGCUGCUCCCUCAGCUCUGCUGGCUGCCGCUGCUCGCGGGGCUGCUCCCGCCCGCGCGCGCGCAGAAGUUCUCGGCGCUCACGUUUUUGAGAGUCGACCAAGAUAAAGACAAAGAUUGCAGCCUAGACUGCGGGGGAUCUCCUCAGAAACCCGUCUGCGCUUCUGACGGAAGAACCUUCCUGUCUCGCUGUGAAUUUCAACGCGCCAAAUGCAAAGACCCUCAGUUAGAAAUUGCGUAUCGAGGAAAUUGCAAAGACGUGUCCAGGUGUGUGGCCGAGAGGAAGUACACCCAGGAGCAGGCCCGGAAGGAGUUCCAGCAAGUGUUCAUUCCGGAAUGCAAGGAUGACGGCACCUACAGUCAGGUCCAGUGUCACAGCUACACGGGAUACUGUUGGUGUGUGACGCCCAACGGGAGGCCCAUCAGUGGCACAGCCGUGGCCCACAAGACACCCCGGUGUCCCGGUUCUAUAAAUGAGAAAUUACCCCAACGUGAAGGCACAGGAAAAACAGUCUCCUUGCAAAUCUUUUCCGUUCUGAAUUCAGAUGAUGCCUCAGCUCCCGCGUUGGAGACUCAGCCUCAAGGAGAUGAAGAAGAUAUUGCCUCACGUUACCCUACGCUUUGGACUGAACAAGUUAAAAGUCGACAGAACAAAACUAAUAAGAAUUCAGUGUCCUCGUGUGAUCAGGAGCAGCAGUCGGCCCUGGAAGAGGCCAGGCAGCCCAAGAAUGACAACGUGGUGAUCCCCGAGUGCGCCCACGGCGGGCUCUACAAGCCGGUGCAGUGUCACCCCUCCACGGGCUACUGCUGGUGCGUCCUCGUGGACACCGGACGCCCCAUCCCGGGCACGUCCACCAGGUAUGAACAGCCGAAAUGUGAUAACACAGCCAGGGCCCACCCAACCAAAACGAGGGAUUUGUACAAAGGCCGCCAGCUCCAAGGUUGUCCUGGUGCCAAAAAGAAUGAGUUUCUAACGAGCAUUCUGGACGCGCUGUCUACCGACAUGGUCCACGCUGUUUCUGAUCCCUCUUCCUCGGGGAGGCUUUCAGAACCUGACCCCAGCCACACACUGGAGGAGAGAGUGGUCCACUGGUACUUCAAACUGCUUGAUAAAAACUCCAGCGGGGAUAUCGGCAAAAAGGAGAUCAAGCCCUUCAAGAGAUUCCUUCGGAAAAAAUCCAAACCCAAAAAGUGCGUGAAGAAGUUUGUGGAGUACUGUGACGUGAAUAACGACAAAUCCAUCUCUGUGCAGGAGCUGAUGGGGUGCCUGGGCGUGACAAAAGAGGAAGGUAAAGCAAACACCAGGAAGCGUCAUACCCCCAGAGGCAAUCCUGAAAGCACUUCCAAUAGACAGCCAAGGAAGCAAGGAUAAGUGGCUCCUGCAUCGGAGGCGGUUCCUAGACACGUGGGAGACUCCCUCCCCAAAAAAGCAAUUAAAAAACAAAACCAAAAACACAUAGUAUUUGCACUUUGUACUUUAAAUGUAAAUUCACUUUGUAGAAACGAGAUAUUUAAACAGACUGCUUUAAUCUGUGAAAAUGGAAGGGCUGGCUUCAGAAAAUUAAUCACAUACAAUGUAUGUGUCUUCUUUUGACCUUCAAAAUCUGUCCUUGGUGGAGAUGUAUCUUGAAUGGAUUUAAGCUUCAUUUCCUCAUCCUACACGUGUUAACAUAGAAACCUUAACCCGGGGCACUUUGGUUCCAAUCCUCUGCUUUUUUUCCCUGACCAUGCAGUUACCUCUUGUCACACCAAGUCUGCUUCCUUUGGAAUCUACUGUACUUGCAGUGUUGCUGAAUUUGUGUGGGAAGCUUUCUGAGCCCAUAGACGUUAGUAAUCUACAGCUGUCUGCAUCACGCAGUUAACCAGUGCAUGGAUUUGUUUGUUUCUUGGAUUUUCUGUUAGUUUGUUUUGCUUUCCAGAGAUCUCGCUCACGCAUUGAGUUACGCAACCACUAAAGCCAUCCUUACAGCUAGUGCCUUGGUAGAAAAGACUAUUUUUCAAACUAUCUUUGAUGUGCCUGCUUUCCCGUUUCAAGCUUCUGUUUGAACUUUUCCUUGAGCUCACAUUAAUCGUGCAGGAAGAUGCUAGAGAAUUGUACCUGCUGUCCUGAGGCAGCGUCAAGGGGCUCGUUGUUCAGAAAAGUAAAUUUAAUCAUGGCCUGGCCAAGCCAGCUAGACACACUUGUCUGCUCUGUUUUUCCUCUUACACCUGGCCGUUACCUGUCCUGCUGUGGUCCACCUGGGGCCCACUGGAAGGUAAAAUUAUUACCUGAACAAAUUAGGAACAGUCUCCCUAAAAAAGCCACGGCUGGGAUAAGCUGUGGCCCGCAUGUUGGUGUCUGCAGUCAGGGAGAGUGGCUCCAGCUCCCGUGUUUUCUCUUCACUCUUUUCCGAAUGCCUCCAGGCACAGGACUUGCCAAUGGGAAAUUCAUCUGAGUGGUACUUGUGAGAGAAGGUCAGGAACUGAAUGCCCACGCUGUGAGCCACAGAACCGGCUCGAUGUGCAACCAGCUGGCACUCUCAGAGCUGGACCCAGACACCAGCGAGAGCCCACUGGCUCUGCCGAGCCAUUUGGAGGACGGUCCCAGAGCUGUGUGUGGCGACUUAUGAUGCUAUCUCAGCUCCGACUUUUGGUUGGAAAAAGAAAUCUUCAUGGCCCCAAAUCCCCAGCACGUGUCAUGUAAAAUGAUCUCUGUGAAAAGGCAUGAAGACAUUUUACGAGGCUUCUUACUUAUUUAAACUGUGCGAAAGUAAACACCGAAUCUUGGGAGCCGCGGAACAAGCUCAAGGGUGUGUCACCAUUGUUUAAAACACAGUUAUGAUGCUGAACUUAUUGGAUAAUCUUUUAUAUUUCUGAACUUUGAAUUUAAUCAUUUUUCUUAGAUUAAAAUAAAAUAUGCUAUCAAAAC
Molecule: messenger RNA, 3149 nt
Organism: Equus quagga
Lineage: Eukaryota; Metazoa; Chordata; Mammalia; Perissodactyla; Equidae
Gene: SMOC2
Product: SPARC related modular calcium binding 2
Exons: 13
Coding region: 243-1613 (456 amino acids)
Biological process (GO): extracellular matrix organization
Cellular component (GO): basement membrane
Molecular function (GO): calcium ion binding; extracellular matrix binding; protein binding
Source: RefSeq, a predicted model, not a curated record